Gryllus bimaculatus (two-spotted cricket) is the source of this 1888-nucleotide messenger RNA. The record is from the annotation of a GenBank genome assembly. Lineage: Eukaryota; Metazoa; Arthropoda; Insecta; Orthoptera; Gryllidae.
CUUGCUCCAUUAAUAUUCAAUUUGUGAAAACAAGAAUCCCAAAGUGGCUGUCGAACGACAUACGAGUACAGCUAAAAUGUCAAGCGUAAACGACAGACGGUAAUUAACCGUUUAGUAAGCUGUAAGAAUAUCAACCCAUUUCUCUCAACCAAAACACUCGUAAAUUUUGAGAUCUCGCAUGAAUAUCACGUGACCAACUUUAACAGAGUUGUUUUUCGGGCAUGAUGGCGCCAAAUGUGUCAUUCAGUAUUCUGUCUAGUAUAUCAUUCGCAGAUUUCUGAUUAGCUGACGUAAUUGGCAAUUGUUCAUACAUAUACAUGGUUUUAGACAGAAUUCAAGAUCACUAAAUGUAUUUGCCGAUUGUCAGCAUAUAUUUCCUAAAUUCUUGAUGUACAAAAUCACUGUGGGAGUUAUUUUCAUUGGCAUACUUAAGAACAGCCCAGGAAGCGUCUUGAAUACAUUGUAGAAUUGUUUUUCAGUAUCACUAUGGCAAUUGAAAGGUUGUAACACUUGGGAGGAGGUGUGCGUUUUGUUGUCAGUGAAAGCAGAAUGUCUCAGCGGGGAAAAAGACAGCCAAACAGGACAGAUGACGGGCCUGCGCCAACAAAGCGUCGGAAGUGCCGACCAACCCCAACACCUACUUUGGCUGAGGAUGAAGAAGUGGCCACCUUGGUUGCGACUCCUGCAGCUGCUGCUGAUGAUGUUGCUGUUGCUGCUCAAACUGGCACUGGGUGGACUCCGAAGCCUCUCAAUGACCUUAAAAUCUCCAGCAUAUACAAUCGCUGUGCUUCUGAAGCGCCAGCUGAGAUUGAAAAAUGGUUUCCAAGAGGCUGGUUUUUUCAAGAUGAGCACCCUGUCAUACCGCUAAAUCUGUUCAAAUUCCUGGUGGACAUUACGGCUCCAGUUUUGGCUUGGCCUGGCAACUCAUCAUAUAUGAUCCUCAUUGAAAAUGUGUGGAGUGUCCUGAAGAAAGCAAUAACAAAAGAAGAGAUCACUGACAGAACAUGCUUUGUGGAGAAUAUAAAAUGGCUUUGAGGAGAUGAACUGAAAGACGUUGCAAAGUAAUGCAUUGAUUCAAUACAAUGUAUCAAAAUUGAUUUGAAAUUUCAAGGAGAUUCAUUAAAUAUUGAUAACAAUAUAGAACAAUUAAGCUGGUAAACAUUUUAUGUAAUGCUUAGUUGUAUUUGUUUAAGGAACGUUAAUGUAUCAUAACGUAAUAAACAUAUUUUCAUAGUAAAUAUUAUGUUUUAUGGGUGGUUCAGUAUUAUAUUUGGUCAGGCACUGUAAUUUGAUUAGUUUGGAUAUAUAUUUUACCAAUGUGGUAUUGCAUAUAUGUGCGAGUCAAUUAAAUAUUCUAGUGUAGUCCUUAUAGUCUUCAUAAUAAAACACGAUUAUAAGGCUUUUUAUAUGUGAUUAAGCAGUGGCAUACUUUCAGCACACCGUACUUUUGCAUUUAAUAUGACUAUAAAGUUGAUGAGCAUCUGUAAAACAAUAUUUUGGGACAUUUGCUUUUAGAAAAUUAAGGAAUUUGAGAAUUUCAGUGGAAGUGUACUCUUUUAACUUGUGCAGGAAUGUUGCAACCUUUAUUUUUACAAAUUAGCUUUGUGGUUUUAUUUCUUACAAUGUGUUGUAAGCUUACAAACUUAAUUUGAUAAUAUUUUGUAUUAAAGUUGGGAAAGAUUUAACAAAUUAUUGUAAGAAAUAUCUACUGAUCAAAAUAUUAUGGAAGUCUUGAUUAUUAAAUUGGUUUCAGCAACUGGUUUCAUGGUUGAUAGGAAAAUCUCAUUAUAGUUUCUCCCUACCUGUUUCUGAAGGAAAUUUUCUAGAAUACUAGUGUCUUUGCUUCUUCUGACAUCUUUAUUUGAUAAAUAAAAGUACUUACCACACU